Messenger RNA from Electrophorus electricus (electric eel), 4501 nucleotides. RefSeq names its product potassium voltage-gated channel subfamily A member 1. NCBI's taxonomy places the organism in Eukaryota, Metazoa, Chordata, Actinopteri, Gymnotiformes, Gymnotidae. Gene Ontology annotation, cellular component: voltage-gated potassium channel complex; intercalated disc; membrane. Gene Ontology annotation, molecular function: delayed rectifier potassium channel activity; protein binding. Gene Ontology annotation, biological process: protein homooligomerization; action potential; potassium ion transmembrane transport. The record is from RefSeq and is a predicted model, not a curated record.
CUUCGCUCUCCUCUUGCGAUAUUAUUCACUUUGUCGAGACCACAGAGUACGCGCUGGGUUACGCUUGCAGCGCACACAUAUGUAGUUACAACUGGAGAGUAGGAGGGACUCUUCGGAUUGUGCCAGUUUCAUCUGGAACUCAUCAGUCUGAGGGCGAAGAAAAGAACGUGUGGAUAACGAGGGAUUUUGGGAUCCAACUCUACAGGUCUUUUACAGGUGAAUAUUUAAUGGCUUCGAAAUGGAGAUAGCCUUGGUGAGUUUUGAGAAAGGCGGCGCGAAAGGGAGCGGAGGCAAUGCCGGAGAAGCCCGACAGAACGCGCUGGAUCAGCCAGCCUUCGUCAAAACCGGGAAAAGUGAGGACUACGGCAAGGAGCUAAACAAGCUUGGAAGUUCACAGCCAAGUUCAUGGAAAACUAACGAUAUGAACAAUACUUUCAGUUGCAGCGAAAAUGCUAUGGACGCGCUCCUGCGCGCCGACCACAGUCCACAUCUCUUCGAUGAGGACAUGUUAUGCAUGGACAUGGAUAAUGAGAACAACGAGCGAGUGCUGAUCAACAUUGCCGGACUUAGGUAUGAAACCCAGUUGGGCACACUGAACCAGUUUCCAGACACUUUACUUGGAGACCCCGAUAAAAGAAUUAAGUAUUUUGACCCACUCAGGAACGAGUACUUUUUUGACCGCAACAGACCAAGUUUUGACGGAAUCCUUUAUUUUUAUCAGUCGGGAGGUAAAAUCCGAAGACCUGUUAAUGUGUCGAUCGAUGUGUUCGCGGACGAAAUUCGAUUUUAUCAGCUCGGAGAAGAGGCAAUGGAGCGUUUCCGAGAGGACGAAGGUUUUAUCAAAGAGGAAGAGAAGCCCUUACCACAAAACGAAUUUCAGAAACAGGUAUGGCUCAUUUUUGAGUACCCAGAAAGCUCCAGUCCUGCCCGAGGCAUUGCCAUCGUCUCUGUUAUUGUAAUCACCAUAUCUAUAAUCACUUUCUGCCUGGAAACGUUGCCCGAAUUCCGUGAUGAAAGAGAACUGCCGGUGACAAGCAGAGCGGACAAUAGUACUCAGGCUCGACCCUCUCUCACCUUCUCUGAUCCUUUCUUCAUUAUUGAAACUACCUGUGUGAUAUGGUUCACUUUUGAACUGAUAGUAAGAUUCUUCGCCUGUCCUAGCAAGUCAGUGUUUACCAAAACCAUUAUGAAUAUCAUUGACAUCAUGUCCAUCAUGCCUUACUUUAUUACGGUCGGCACGGAGCUGGUGGAACAGCAGGGACAGGAGCCCAACAACGGCCAACAGCAGGCGAUGUCACUGGCCAUCCUGAGGGUUAUCCGGCUCGUCAGGGUGUUCAGAAUAUUUAAACUGUCGCGACACUCUAAGGGCCUGCAGAUUCUGGGUCAGACGCUGAAAGCCAGCAUGCGAGAGCUAGGCCUCUUAAUCUUCUUUCUCUUCAUCGGCGUUAUCCUCUUCUCCAGCGCCGUGUACUUCGCCGAGGCCGACGAGCCAGAAUCCCAUUUCUCCAGCAUACCAGAUGCCUUCUGGUGGGCUGUGGUCACCAUGACAACUGUUGGUUACGGUGACAUGAGACCGGUAACAGUAGGGGGCAAAAUAGUCGGCUCGCUCUGCGCUAUUGCAGGAGUGUUGACUAUUGCGCUGCCAGUGCCCGUCAUCGUGUCUAACUUUAACUACUUCUAUCACAGAGAGACUGACCAGGAUCAGGCCUCACUCAAGGAUGAACCGGUCAGUGGGCCCGAGAGCCCUUGCAACGACAUGAAACGCAGUCGGAGUGGGUCAUCUCUGAAGUCCACGGGAGACGUGGAAAAUAACGACGGGGUUAACACGCCUGUGGAAAAAGCUAACAUCAAAGCAAACAGUAACAUGGACAUUAGAAGCUCUCUGUAUGCCUUUUGCAUAGACGCAAGAGAAACAGAUUUAUAAUACUUAUCGCGCAUAUGUGGCAGUAACCGCCACACUGGGUGAGAUGCUAACCUGCGAUUUUAUUUUUGUCAAUAGGCUAAAUGUCUCAGAGACCACAAGUUAAGGAGCGCUGAGUGUUUGCAUAAUCGAAUAAUCAGCACUUUGUUGCAGUACUGGAAAGUUUCAUACAAGGGUAUUUUUAAGAAAGGACAUUGGAGUCAUUUACAGAUGAACAAAUGUGUCGGACACCAGUUUAGGCACAAAUUUCAUUAGGACACAUUAUUGUACAUUAUUUUGAUUUAUAAUAACAGACUUAAAGGAUCAAGUCAAAAUCUGACUGUGGAGCUGAGGCACACGGUGGUGCAUUUGACGUGAAACGCUUGUGCGUGUCACAGACGUGUAGGCCUUAACUGAGGUACCACCAAUAAUAAUGUCGGUUCCUGUAAAUAGAUGUGUCCUAGAACACUGUCUUCAACAAAAAGCCAAAAUGGGCCAUUUAUUUUCGUAAAUGUACCGUCUUUGUCAGUCUUAUGUUUACUGCUAAUCCUGUUCCAUCAAACGCAUAAGAAAUCAUGUACACAUUUCUGUAAUCCUACCAAACUGUAAUAGGGGGUUUCAAAGAACCUUUAUGAUGCUCUUUGAUUACUUGGGUAAUGUGAGAGUCGUAGUUUAACAUCCCCAAAACUAAAUACAGCUAUGAGCGGUUAGUCUUUAUUUAUUAUUUCAAAAUAUAUCAAAAACAUCAGAGACACUUCACAUGAUGACUGUAAGGAAAACGGAGAUAUAUUGCUGCUGAAAUAUAAGGAUAACACACCUUUGCUGACCUGGAAAUUCAACUCAGGAGGUCUUGAAAGGGAGAAAGGCCAGUGACACAAAUGACAGUGUACAGGGAAGAACUUUUCCUUCAUAGGAAUGCGAAAUGCUGAACCUCUGAGAAUAUCCGAAAUCUUCAAGAUGACCUCCUCCUGUAGGACUGUUUGGCGUAGAUUAAAGAUCCCAUGUGAAAAAGGAAACAUGAAGAAUGCUUAGUAAUCAUCACAACAGCACCUUCAGAUCCAGUUCACAUCCAUUUAGAAACCUGUGCCUUCGAUCAAACCUUCUGGACAAAAAGGUUUUCAGAUACUCCCGAGGUGUGCAGAACACGUGCACCACACCAUAUACUGCUGAUGACUCCAGUUCUGCUUGUGCUCUGCUAAUUGGACUUCUGGAAUCCUGCUUUCUGUGUUGAAGUUGAGUCAGUGUGUUACCUUUCACACCAUAUCAGAGGAGACAUCUUUGCAGUGCAAUAUCAAUCAAACAUGUGAAGGUGUCAUGUGGAAGCAGAUCGUGGAUGACUGUGCUCAGUCACUAUAUUUUUGUAAUGCCAUUUUCCUAGUCUCUAUUUUUUUUAAGUGAAAUGUCCUGCCCACAAAGAAACCUAAGCAAACUUCAAGAUUAGACACAAUAUAUUCAGAAAAUAUAAUCAAGGCAAAAGCCAUAUUACAACUCUCCUAGUACAAGGGAUGAUUUAGUCUGGAAUAUAUGAGUGAUAAACUGGACUCAAACUAUUCUCUCAAUUUUCUCUAUACACUGAAUACACGUUCAGGUUACAGCAGGAGAACAAGCAGACUUCUGUAAGUCACUGACGUUUACAGUCCUCUAUCUAUAUGUGGUCAGUAGGGUUUUUUUUUAGCUGACAAUAUUUUGUAAGUUAUCUGUAUAUCAAGCCACCAUAUUUGUGUGUAUGUGUGACAAUAUGGUUAUUCAUAAAAGACUGUUGGUUGUGUUAUGACCUUAACCCCUCACCUGCGAUUGUGAAUAUGUUCUCCUUUAAGAUGCUACCCUUGUACUGUGUGCUCUGAAGUUAUCACGAACUUAUUCAUGAACAAAACCUAUCCUAAAAUUUCCCAGAGGACAUUCUACAAUUAUCCUGCAUCCUUAUAAGCUCCUAUUAGCUAGAAAUGAAGAUGAAUUCCCCAAAUCAAUAAAUCUCUAUUAGGUUAUUUUAAAAGGACAGUCCAGAUAAAGCAAACCUUUAAAGAAACAAUAAAGUCAGCCCUGCACUUGGUGACGUAUAAACUUACCCCAGACACAGCUGACCCUUUUGUGGACACACUGGCCUUCUUCAGCAUGUUACCGUUAUUACACCCGCCGAUUAAGUGUUUCUUUUUGACCCGCCAGCGCCAUUCACCUCUGUGCACCUCCUUUUGUCUUUUAAUCACUCCCACCUGAAAAUUGUGAUUGGGGUCUCGUCACUGCAUUUUUUUUUUUCCAGCUCUCAUGUAAGCUGACACCGAACAGCACGAGCGUGAGCCGUAAAUGCAGACAUUCCUGUUCGACAUCCGACCUUUACUCACCUCCUUCUCCAAGCUCUCCGAGAAGAAAGCCGAGCUGCCAUAUUGGUCAGAGGCCAACGCUGAUGAAGUUUUCUUUGUGCAACCUGUUUAAGUGUUUCACAUGUUCAAACCUCAUCCCUUUAAAUGUUGCAAGUUUAAGUGUUUCACAUGUUCAAACCUUAUCCCUUUAAAUAUUGCAAUGUGUUUACAAGGAUAUAUCUGUUACAUUUGUUGAUAUCAUGGCAGUGAAUAAGCAAAAUAAAGGAUAGUGUAUGAUUAAAAA